This is a messenger RNA of Thecamonas trahens ATCC 50062, 1017 nucleotides long. RefSeq lists its product as uncharacterized. NCBI's taxonomy places the organism in Eukaryota, Apusomonadida, Apusomonadidae. The coding region runs from base 1 to 1017 and encodes 338 amino acids. Gene Ontology annotation, biological process: maturation of SSU-rRNA from tricistronic rRNA transcript (SSU-rRNA, 5.8S rRNA, LSU-rRNA). The transcript has a single exon. The record is from RefSeq and is a predicted model, not a curated record. Gene Ontology annotation, cellular component: preribosome, small subunit precursor; nucleolus.
AUGCGCGAUAUCAAGCGGCUGCUGAGCAGGCCCAAUCUGCCGCCCGAGCUUGUGGCGGCCAAGAAGGAAGAGCUGGCGCUGCUGGAGGAGAUGCGUGAGGAGCGGAAGAAGGCCGAGGAGACCAAGGAUCGGAUCCUGGCGGCACGGAGGGUGCGGUUCUUUGAUCGUCGGAGGCUGAUGCGCAAGGUCAAGCAGGCGUACAAGGCCCGCAAGACGGCAGAGGCCGGCGACGACGAGGAGGCCAAGGCUGCAGCGGCAGCCAAGGUGGCGGACCUGGUUGAGAUGUACCAGGUCGUCAUGCAUUUCCCCUUCCACGAGCGCGAGUACAUCAGCGUCUUUCCGGGCAAGAACCUCUCGGUUGCGAACCUGGCCGAGCACGAGACAACGAUGGCGGGCAUCCGUGCAUCGAUCAUGGACGCCAUCAGCAGUGGCAAGCUCGAGGCGUACGAGUUUGAUGACAAGGGCAAGCCGGUGCCCAAGGAGGGCGACGAGGUCGGCGACGACGACGAGGCGCACGCGUACGGCUCGCGCCCGCCGCGGCCGCGGGCCUCGGUCACCUCGGAUCCGUUCUUUAUGGAUCCGGACCAGGAGCCGGAGCAGCUGACCGGAUGGCAGGCCAAGGAGUGGGCGCGGCGGCAGAAGCGGCUGUUUGGCGAGUCUGAAGAGGCCGCACCGGGCGAAGCCAAGGCCAAGGCCAAGAACGAUGGCAAGGCCAAGAACGAUGGCAAGGCCAAGGUCGAGGCAAAUGAUGCAGCGACGCCAUCGCGGAAGCGCAAGCGGAGCGAGAGCAAGACCAAGGCCAAGGCCAAGAGCGGCACUCGGGGCGAGAAUGACGACGCGGAGGCACCGGCCGAGGUCUCGGCUCGGCGGAUGCCCAAGCGGCGCAAGGGCAAGAAGAUGAGUGCGGCCGAGCAGGGCGCCGAGGCGCUGCGCAAGCGGGCCGAGCUGACGGCUCAGGCCAUUACCGUGGGCGCGCGGACCAAGGGUGCGAUUGUGUUCUCGGACGACGACGAGUAA